AUGGAGCAAUCUUCUGAGCGUGGCAUUACCCCUGGAAAUGAGGACGGGCCCAGUCUAUUCACCUUCCCCUUGCCAGCUCCUAUACCGGUAGAUCCCUUACCGGCUGUAACGUUUACCUCCUCACCUGAAUCCAUCCAAUCUUACGAUAGCGUCGACUCGGAAUUAGGGCGGGAUGGGGGCGAGUCCCCAGAACCCACAAUUCAUGGCCAGGAAGAUGAAUUAUAUGAUAUCGGGUCCAGCUCACGGCCCGCGUUCCCUCACGACAGCCACGGCAAACAUGAGUUUGAUGCGCAUUUGGAUACUUCUAAGGGUAUCUCCAGCAGCCAGACAUACCUAUGCGAUUUGUGUGACGAGUCCGCUCGGCGCAUCUUCUAUUCCUUCGACGAUCUCAGAACGCACAAGUGCACGAGGCAUGAGACCACGGGCCACAUCCAGCAGCUGUCACCGCUUAUGCCAAACGAAGCUGUCUCAAAGUUGACGAAUCAGCUUCAUGAGCCAAGUACAUCAUCAGAGCCUGGCUAUAAUUCACAGGUCUCCUCAAAUGCCAGUGUCUCCCCAUCCCAGAGAAUUGCCUUCCCAUCAAUGAGCAAAGGCCAUGUUUCACCAUUGGGAAGUGAAAGCACAGACUCAGGCGAUACGGAAAUGCAUGCGGACGAGGAGUCAUUGUUCGACGAUCAGGAUGCCCAUCUCUAUACUGGGCGCAGGUGGGAUGAAGAAACCAUUCAGCGGCUGGAGCACAUUUACAAGCAGAAGCUAUACUCGCUUGUAGAUUCACAGGUCCUUCAGCGUUGCAACGCAUACCAGGCUCAUGGCACAUCAUCAGGCCACGUUUCUGCCUGUUCCUCCCGGUCCGGCGUCCCCAGGAAACGCACCAGAAUAGGUUGUCUCACUCUCUAUGCCUCAGGAGUCCCGCUUCCAACUGGAUAUUAUAAUCAUGAGCUCUCUCAGCACAAACAGGCUGGCCCCAACAAACCAUUGCUAGCACCGAGGCCGUUACCACUAGCAGCCACGGAACAGCCGACGUCGAACGCAACUAGUAAUGCAGGAGUACAAGAAAUAAAUCUCCAAGGGAGAGACGGGACCUCUUCGGGGAGGAAUAGAAAGGCGGAAGAGAUUUCCGCUGAAGACGAUCAUAGUGACCCUUAUGACGGUGAUGGUGAUGGCAGUCAAGAGCCAUCCAAGCGAUUCAAAGCAUCGAAAUCAGAAGACCGAGCCUUACGGUUUGCUUGUCCCUCAGAUCACGAGAACUCAUCCCGGGUGAAGCAGCAUAUCAGUCGCAAGCACCGUAUGCCCAUAUACUGCCCGAGGUGCUCGGAAAUAUUCAAGACAGAACAUGAACGGGACACCCACGUUCGUGAUGCAGACUGUCCGGUGGGACCCAAAGCCAACUUGAUCUGCGCAACAACCGAGCAAUUGAGGAAAUUGAGCAGAAGAAACAUUCACCAGAGUGAUCGAGAGAACUGGAACGCCAUUUACAAGAUCUUGUUUCCUGACGAUCCGUUGCCUGAGAGCCCCUAUCUUGACCCUCUCGUUUCAUACGAAGUCAAUCUCGUCCGAGAGGCUUUCCUAACUGCUGCGCCUGUGGCUGUCCGAACUGCCAUACAGCAUGUGAUUCCAGAAGAAAUUAGUGAUACUCUGCAGGAGGAACUGGAACGAGUCCUGCGGUCGACUCAUGCUGAGGUCUUUGAUCAGAUUUUGCGCAGAAUGCGCGACGAUCGAGAAGCCGCGCGAGUGCGUCACACAACAGCGCCAUCAUUGUUGCAGGUCGGAUUGUCGAGCACGCCUGACUCUGGUAUUGGAAGUACCGUCAGAUCUGGGAGCAGUCAAGACGAGCCGGAGCCAAUCCUGAAUAGCCAAGAUGGGCUGACAUCCUUCGAUAGUGCAUCGUUCUAUUUACAGAAUGAUGGGGCAAUACCGCUUCUGCCAUCUCUCACGCCACCAUCUGGGUCACCAGAGUAUCAUAUCGGCGACCUCUCACAAAUUCUCCCCGACGGGAGCUUCGGUGAUCUUUCCGAGUAUCUAGACGCUCCAGGGGACAGCUUUUUCACGGAUCAGUCUUGA
This is a messenger RNA of Aspergillus thermomutatus, 2061 nucleotides long. RefSeq lists its product as uncharacterized. The record is from RefSeq and is a predicted model, not a curated record. The transcript is spliced from 2 exons. Lineage: Eukaryota; Fungi; Ascomycota; Eurotiomycetes; Eurotiales; Aspergillaceae. Bases 1 to 2061 code for a protein of 686 amino acids.